AUGCCGGCAGCAUAUUUUGCAGAAGAGCUCCUCGAAGCCUAUCCAGAUGCCAAGGUUAUUCUUACCGUCAGAGACGUAGAUAAGUGGCACAAGUCUGUAACAAACACUCUCGAAGUUGUAGACACGAGCAUACUGUGGGCUACCAUCGGCGUCUUGGCCUCGCUGCUGCGGAUGCCCAACCGAUGGAACUGGCCGAUGUUCCAGAAGCUGCAUCAGGUUUUGUACAAUCACGAUUUUCCGGGCAACGGGAAGACAAGCUUCGAGGCGCACUACGCCCGUGUCCGCGCCUUGGUGCCAGCGGAUCGCCUGCUCGAGUACCACGUUAGCGAGGGGUGGGCGCCGCUGUGUGCCUUUCUAGGCCGGCCAGUGCCUGAGGAGUAUGACACGCCAUUUAUCAACCAAACCGCCGCGAUCAACGACAAACUUGUGACGAUGCACAUGGAGAAUUUAAAGGCCCAGGGCAAGAGGGUGCUGGACAUUUGCGCCUACACGGCGCUGACUUGGACCAUGGCGCGAGCCCUAUACAGCCUUGUCGAACGCCAAAGCUGGAUAUUGCAAGUGUGA
Molecule: messenger RNA, 564 nt
Organism: Cordyceps fumosorosea ARSEF 2679
Lineage: Eukaryota; Fungi; Ascomycota; Sordariomycetes; Hypocreales; Cordycipitaceae
Exons: 2
Coding region: 1-564 (187 amino acids)
Source: RefSeq, a predicted model, not a curated record